GUAGAAGGGCGCCUGAUUCAAAAUGUCUGAUCCGUUCAAAGAAAACAAGACGGGUUUCUCUUCUUUUACCGCACGAAGUAAAACCAAACUACCACUCCUGAGAACACCGUGGUCUUCUAAAAGGUACACACCAUACACAAGAACCCCUAAAACUGGACGUGUUUCAAGAAUUCCUACAAAAAAUCCGCCGAGCUCAGAACAAGGCGUUUUGAGGGAUACGACGAAUCUUACUCCUGUAAACAAAGCAAAAGUUUUAGGAAAACCGACUCCAAAUGCUACGAUAAAGAAGGAAAAAGAACUAACCGAGAUAAAUGAAGACAUUUUAUCCGUUGUUGGGAAGACUUGGAGGAUAAAUCAGUGCUCUCCUUUGUAUAACUUCGACUACGAGAAGUCGUCUUUGCAGAAAUACCAAAAGCUUUUAUCAGCCCAUCUUGAAUCAGAUGCUGCUAAGGGAAUUGCAUUCGAAGUCGAUGAGGAUUUAAAGAACAGCACAUUUAGGGCAGAAUUUGACGUUCUGAAAGACUUCUCCUUCUAUGAUACAGACUACACAGGGCUUAGAAUCAAAGUGUUUUCGAGGAAAAAGCAAAACACUGUAAAGAAUGCCAAUGGAAUGGAAUUACGAAUCCCAGUCUUGGAUGCUAUUUUUUGUUAUUUUGGGAAUGAAUUCGAGGACAAAAGAGAAGUAGAGUGUUUUACCUCUCUUCCAGUAUGUCUGGUUAAGGGACCUAUGGCUUUAGCCAAGUGUGUUUUUAAUUGGUUUGAAGCACAGUUUGACUGUAGGAUGAUACCUAUGCAGUUUUCUCCUAUGGACUUGAGUUGGUAUGCUUCUCUAUGGGCAGGUAUUGUUCCUAAAGGAUCAAAGUCAGAGUUAGAACUCUGUUACAGUGUACCGUCAUCUGUGAAAGGACUCAACAGAGUGAUUUACAGCAUAAAUGCACUGGAUGCUCAAAAAUUAUGGAAUUGCCACCACACAAACAAUUCAGCUAUCUUCACAGACGAGGAGUCUUCGUGCUUCAUGAAAGCAUUGGAAUCUCAUUUUUAUCGUCACUUCAGAGUUAAUCUAGGUGCCCUAACAUUAACAAGGAUUGGGAACCCUCUGGUCUUUAUUGGUUGCGAAGGACGUAUCAAGAUUUCUCAAGCUAUGUAUGUUAGACACAUACUACAGCAAAUAACUGCAUCAAUCUCAGAAAAGGAAGCACUUGGCAGAUUGUAAAUUUAGUUUUUAAAUUAGGARAUUGUAUAAAAUUUGGUUUUAAAACUAGUUAGUUCACGAGAUUUUAAUCAUCAUAAAUAUAUAUUAAGAGUUAGUGUAGCCUCUGCAAGAUUUGAGCUAAUAACUGUCUAUCAUGGAUACUAUCAUUUUCUGGGUUGCGAUGUGAAGCAAAAAUGUGUUUAUAUUGCUGACAUAAGUUUACGAGACAAAAUAGACAAAAUACUUAGAUUUUUUGAAAAGCCGUUAGCUUGCUAAAAAAAGAGUAUUCUUGUUAGAGUCUUAAUAGAAUGCCACACAUUCACACAAGCAUUCUAUAUAUAUUGCAUAUAUUACAUACACGCUCACACACCAUUUUGUAAAUUUCUUUCAAAGACUUAUUAUCAUGUGAGUAACUUAAGGUAUUAGCCAAUCCACUAUGUACAAUAUUGGGGCUGCCCAUUGUUUAAAAUUAAAUAUUUUAUGCCUGC
This is a messenger RNA of Actinia tenebrosa (Australian red waratah sea anemone), 1680 nucleotides long. Its product is annotated as centromere protein L-like. Lineage: Eukaryota; Metazoa; Cnidaria; Anthozoa; Actiniaria; Actiniidae. The record is from RefSeq and is a predicted model, not a curated record.